Messenger RNA from Ochotona curzoniae (black-lipped pika), 1287 nucleotides. RefSeq names its product DDB1- and CUL4-associated factor 12-like protein 2. Gene Ontology annotation, molecular function: protein binding. The transcript has a single exon. The record is from RefSeq and is a predicted model, not a curated record. NCBI's taxonomy places the organism in Eukaryota, Metazoa, Chordata, Mammalia, Lagomorpha, Ochotonidae. Gene Ontology annotation, cellular component: Cul4-RING E3 ubiquitin ligase complex. Bases 1 to 1287 code for a protein of 428 amino acids.
AUGGAAACAGGAAAGGGAAAGCCAGCAACGGGGCUAGCUACACGUCAUUCCCUGGUGCACUACCUGCAGGACUGCCAGGUGGGUUUAAAGGGACACAGGGCACAAAGGGGUUUUGAAAGCCAGCUGAGCAGCCUUGCAGCACGGAGUCUGCCCCACAUGCUGAGGGAGCACCAACUGGACCUGGGAACCCUGGACAAAGUGUUUGCCUCACAAUGGCUGAAUAGCAGGGAGGUUGUGUGUGGCACCAGUUGCAACAAGCUCUUCAGGCUGGAUGUACACUCGGGUCAGAUCACACACUGCCCCCUGAUGGUGGACAGAGAGCCUGCACCAGCCUUUGACCUGCCUGACUGUGGCAUCCACGCCAUUGAGCUGAAUCCCUCCAAGACACUUCUGGCCACAGGGGGCAAGAACCCCAGUAGCCUGGCCGUGUACCAGCUGCCGACCAUGGACCCUGUGUGCCUGGGUGACAUCGAAGGCCACGAGGAUGGGAUCAGUGCUAUUGCCUGGGUGAGUGACAAUGUGGUGGCGAGCAGCUCCUAUGAUGGCACCCUGGCUUUAUGGAGGUUGGACCCUGACCUUUUCUAUGAUACCAUUGUUCGGAACAAUAACAGGAGCAUUCAAAUCUAUGGCCACACCUGCGCAGCAAAUGUGGUAGAUAUAUUCACACACAGCCCUUUUUCCGGUGACCACAUCCUUGCCCUAGCCUUCAACAGCAGGAAACAGGAGCUGGGAUCAUUUUCCGUGGAUGGCUACUUCCACCUCUGGAAACCUCAGAGCAACCUGUCCAGGUUGUUCUCCUUCAAAUUUCCCUACGUUGGAGACGAAGCAUUCAUGACCUACUGUGAUGAGUUCUCCCUGUAUGCUGUGGCUUCCAGUACCUAUGUCUCUUUCCUGGAUCCGCGUAAGUCAGGGAAUAACUUACAGCUGCUGGACUGUAACAGGAUUGGCGACAGUGUGUGCUCAUUGAGCUUCUACCAGGACAUUAUCACGUUUGGAACGUUCCAUGGCUCCCUGGUCUUCUAUGACAUCCGUGCCCAGAAGUUCCUAGAGUACAGCAAUGUGGUCAGCCAGGACUCUUCUACAGGGACUGGGAGAAUACUCAAGCUCACCUGUAGCAGGGGCUGGAUCAAUCAGGUUACCCACAGGGCAUACCGGAAUCUACGUUUGACCCAACUGCCAAUGUCCCUGUAUACCCACUGCUACAACUGGCCAGAGAUGAAGCUCUUUGUGGCUGGGGGACCUCACAUUUCUAAACUCCAUGGAAACUAUGCUGGCCUGUGGAGCUGA